Molecule: messenger RNA, 1092 nt
Organism: Glycine soja
Lineage: Eukaryota; Viridiplantae; Streptophyta; Magnoliopsida; Fabales; Fabaceae
Product: dolichyl-diphosphooligosaccharide--protein glycosyltransferase subunit 4A
Exons: 2
Coding region: 221-334 (37 amino acids)
Source: RefSeq, a predicted model, not a curated record
UCCACGUUGUGGCCGUGGAGACCUGGGCUCGAAUCCCAGCAGCCACACAAUACCUUUUAUAUUUUGCGGGUUAAAACUUGGAACGGAAACGGGUUUAGAAUGUCGCCUUAAGUCCAGGUCAAAGCACCCUUUAUUUUUUAAGAGUUGAGGCUAGGCUUAAUGCUUCCUGCGUCUUCCCGAUCCAACACACAACUUCGUUCGGCGACUCAUAAUAAGAGAUAUGAUUGAUGAUGAAACCUUGGGAGCCAUUGCCAACUUUCUUGGCAUCUUCAUUUUUGCUUUGGUUAUAGCUUAUCACCUGGUCACUGCGGACCCCAAAUAUGAAGCCAGCUAAGAUAUAUAUUUUGAAUUUAAUUUCUCAUGUAUUCAAGACAAAAAUUGGAUGGAUUCAAUUUUGUUGAUUGAUCUGUUAGGUCAGUUUCUUUCUAUGUAUGACUUAAUAUUGAUGAAACCACCACAAUUCGAUUGAGGAUUAUGCAGGCUAAAUCUUCAAUAUUUUAGAGGCGUACGUAUGUUAAUUAACCAUGUUGGUGUUUUGGUAUUGAUGCAAAUUGCAAAGUACUAAUUGUACAAUGCCCUUGAAAUUGUUCAGAUUAACCAAGAAUAUGGAUUAUUGAUAGAUUCGUAUUCAUUUCCCUUGGUUGCCAUUGGCCAAAAUUUUAUAAUAGCAAGCACAAACUACCGAAUAUAGUCUUUUUCUGUUUUUGGAAAGCUAAAAUACUCACAAUUGCUAGUAAUUUAGAGGAAAAAUACAUUAUGCUUCAAUGCAACAUACAUGCAUAUUUGCUCAAAGACAAAAGUGAAACAUAUAUAUGAUGCUCCAUUGCAUGGCAUAUCCACUCAAUCAAAGCAUAGCAAACAAAGUAAAUAAACAUGAUGGGAAUUGAAAGCUUGUUCGUGAUGAACCUUUAUUUGACUGCACAUAUAUAGCAACAUUGAUUACGCUACAUUAAUCUACUGUGGAGUGUAGCAAAUAAUGCUACUACUCAAGGAUUGGUAGGGUUGGGAGGUGGUGAGAAGGGUGGAAGUGUGCGAAUUAAGGGUGAUGGCAACCUAUACUCUGGCCAGUCUGUUACUGGGGGGAAUGGAGGA